Messenger RNA from Parathielavia appendiculata, 608 nucleotides. RefSeq lists its product as uncharacterized. The record is from RefSeq and is a predicted model, not a curated record. NCBI's taxonomy places the organism in Eukaryota, Fungi, Ascomycota, Sordariomycetes, Sordariales, Chaetomiaceae. Bases 99 to 353 code for a protein of 84 amino acids. The transcript is spliced from 2 exons.
CAAAUCUCGUCGCGCAACAACCCAACGUUUGCACUCAUAACUCAACCACUCAAACCCUACCACGACAACCAUCAAGCAACUUAUCAACAACAUUCAAAAUGGGCGCCGUCGUCUCUUGCAUCCAAUCGUGCCUCCGCACCAUCGGCCGCACAAUCAUGGCCAUCAUCAACGGCAUCGGCGGCGUCAUCAUGGCCAUUGUGAACGGCAUCGUCAGCUUCCUCGACAUCAUCGUUGGCUGCCUCACCUGCAAUAGGGCCGGUGGCCGCCGCCACCGGACUCACGGCGCCACGACCACGGGACGAAGCCGCGGCUUCGGCAGGCGGAGGCACGUCGGGACCACGAGCACCAUCUAAAGCAUCUGAGCAUAUGAGCAUAUGAUGCAAGAGUGUGCGGAGGAAGGAGUAAUGGGAAGGUGGAUAGGCUGUACUUUAUUCGGAGCGAUGGAUGGAUCAUAACGAGAUACCCGAUACCCAAGCUUCGGCUUUUGACGUGGAGGGAGAAGGGAGGACGCAUUCAGCAUGCUGGUUUCUUUUGUAUCGGCGUUGAGCUUUCCAUGAAAUUACGCAAGGGUAACCAUUGCAAAUUGCACCAUUUUACAUUGAUUCUUC